This is a messenger RNA of Globicephala melas (long-finned pilot whale), 852 nucleotides long. RefSeq names its product NFKB inhibitor interacting Ras like 2 (gene NKIRAS2). The record is from RefSeq and is a predicted model, not a curated record. Gene Ontology annotation, biological process: canonical NF-kappaB signal transduction; Ral protein signal transduction. Lineage: Eukaryota; Metazoa; Chordata; Mammalia; Artiodactyla; Delphinidae. Gene Ontology annotation, molecular function: GTPase activating protein binding; GTPase activity; GTP binding.
GGGGCCAGACGGAGCCCGGAAAGACCCGGAGGAAGAUCCGAGUGUUUGCGGCCGUGCUGCCCCACCCCUAGUCCCGCCGCGCGUAGAGGGGCCCGGCCGGGCUGCUGCUAGGGCCCCAGGAGGUUGAAAGCUAAGCAUGGGGAAGAGCUGCAAGGUGGUCGUGUGUGGCCAGGCUUCUGUGGGCAAAACUUCAAUUCUGGAGCAGCUUCUGUACGGAAACCACGUAGUGGGUUCUGAGAUGAUCGAGACGCAGGAGGACAUCUACGUGGGCUCCAUUGAGACUGACCGGGGGGUGCGGGAGCAGGUGCGUUUCUACGACACCCGGGGGCUCCGAGAUGGGGCUGAGUUGCCCCGGCACUGCUUCUCCUGCACUGACGGCUACGUCCUAGUCUACAGCACGGACAGCCGAGAGUCCUUUCAGCGCGUGGAGCUGCUCAAGAAGGAGAUUGACAAAUCCAAAGACAAGAAGGAGGUCACCAUCGUGGUCCUUGGCAACAAGUGUGACCUGCAGGAGCAGCGGCGUGUAGACCCGGAUGUGGCUCAGCACUGGGCCAAGUCAGAGAAGGUGAAGCUUUGGGAGGUGUCGGUGGCUGACCGCCGUUCACUGCUGGAGCCCUUCGUCUACCUGGCCAGCAGGAUGACCCAGCCCCAGAGCAAGUCUGCCUUCCCCCUCAGCCGCAAGAACAAGGGCAGCGGCUCCUUGGAUGGCUGAAGAGCUGCCUUGCCAGCUCUGGAAGAUGGGUUGAGGGGAAAGGGAGGGGGGGUUUUAGGCAAGCUGUCCUUCCCAGUCAAGGGGGGAGCUCCCCACUAGGCCAGGCAGCUGGGCUGUCCCAGGCUCAGGUCACUUUUGCU